This is a messenger RNA of Cyprinodon tularosa, 1396 nucleotides long. Its product is annotated as syntaxin-11-like. Gene Ontology annotation, molecular function: SNAP receptor activity; SNARE binding. Lineage: Eukaryota; Metazoa; Chordata; Actinopteri; Cyprinodontiformes; Cyprinodontidae. The transcript has 2 exons. Gene Ontology annotation, biological process: exocytosis; intracellular protein transport; synaptic vesicle fusion to presynaptic active zone membrane. Bases 322 to 1218 code for a protein of 298 amino acids. Gene Ontology annotation, cellular component: synaptic vesicle; presynaptic active zone membrane; SNARE complex. The record is from RefSeq and is a predicted model, not a curated record.
GACGUGGCGAAAUUCAUCGCUCGAACGAAACCACACAACAAUCCCUGCUUCAGGGCUCCAAACAUAUCGCCAUUACGCAUGUAGAGAGCUUUGUUUCUCUGCUCGGAGCGCACGGCCUCAGAACCGGAGGAUGCUGCUGAGGCGCUGCAAUCAGUUGAUAAACAAGAGGCAAAGUUUGAUUUCCUUUUAGAACUGAGCAACAAAGAGGAAAGGAAAUAAAAAAAGGUGAGUCAUCUCCAUUGAUGUGCAUCAGAGGGACCGUUAUCAGAGCAAGAAACUCUUCCUGAAGUCUGUAGUCUUUCUCUGAAAUCCAGUGCAAACAUGAGGGACAGACUAAGCCACCUGCAGGAAGUGUCCACUGGCAGUAUCGAAACCUCUGAGUAUGCAGAGUCCACCUUUUCUGACACCUUUAGUAAUGUCGACCUGGAAGAGGAGCUACCCCAUCAGGCAGUCGUGUUCGACAACAGCCCUGCUCUCUCCGAUGUCUUUGCUCAAUCCCAGGACAUCCACCGAGAGGUACAACUUAUCCGAGUUGAAGUUAAAAGGCUCCGUGAGCAGAAUUCCCGCAUGCUCCAUGGCAACACUACCAUGAGCACAAUUAAAAAAGACUCCAAUGCUAUAGGCGCAGACAUAAAGAAGAAGGCUGAGGAUGUCCUAGAACGCCUGCACAAAAUGGACGGAACAGCCCACAAGUUAGAGCAGGAACAUGGCGAAAAUUCUGCAGUCACACGCAUCGCCCGAACCCAGUACGCUUGCCUCAGCAAUGGUUUUCGAGACGCCAUGUUUGACUAUAAUGAGGCUGAGAUGACCCAUCGAGAAAACUGCAAAGCCCAGAUCAUGAGGCAGAUGGAGAUUGUUGGCCGGGACGUGACGGGCGAAGAUGUGGAGGAGAUGAUCGAGAAGGGCCAGUGGAAUAUCUUUACUGACAAUGUUGUGAGUGAAGGCAAAACGGCCCGAUCAGCUCUGUUCCAGAUUGAGAAGCGCCAUCAGGAGCUCUUAGAUCUGGAGAACCGUAUCCAGGGAAUCCAUGAGAUUUUCCUGGACAUUGCCCUACUGGUAGAGGAACAAGGCCCAAUGCUGGAUUACGUCCAAACAAAUGUUCAAAAAACCGACGCAGGCAUACAAGAUUCCAUCGUCAAGCUUAAACUGGCUAAAAAACAUGACAACAACAAUCCGUUUAAGAAGAUGUUUUGCAGUUGCUUCCCAUGCUUUAACUAAGGACUGGAACCAUCUGCAAUGUAAAGUCUUUGAUAAAUGCAUUCCUAUUAUUGUUGCAAAGCAAUACUUGUUAUUGAAGGACAAUAAUAUCAAGAACUUAAAUGAAGGUCUAACUGUAGAAUCAGUAGCACAGUCAUCUGCACUAUAUGUAGAGAUAACAAUAUGCUUCUGUAUUAAA